AUGGGACCAUCGACGAUCAGAGAGCCAUGCCUCGACCUCGUCGAUCCGCGCAUCCUGACAGGUUCGUGGCGGCACAAGACGGUGUGGACCUUCUGGGACUGCCUUGCGCCGUUUGGCGCGCGCGACAACGACCUGCUUAUCCUCAGCAACGACGGAAUGGCGUUUCCGUGCGCCGACUUUAACCCGUACAUGCACUCCGAGGUGCUCCAGCGGUCCACGCAGAACCCGCGUCCCGAAGUGACUCGGAUCCUGCAGCACAGCCGCGAGGAAAACGAGCUCAUCUUUGGCUUCCAGCCGCAGCCGGCUCUGACGGUUGACGAGGACUGGCGAGCCACGAACCUGCUUCUCCUUCUCGUCCAUCCGAUCCCGGCCCUGUUCCUGCCUGAUCGGGCCACGGCGUCCCUGGCGCUCCGGCUCGGCUUCGACUACCAAGUAUCGACGGCGAUCCAAACCGCGCUCCGGCGCCUGCGCGAACUCGACGAGAUCGAGCGAUCCGAGGCAGUCCGGCCGCCAGCGCCCUGA
Molecule: messenger RNA, 522 nt
Organism: Pseudozyma flocculosa PF-1
Lineage: Eukaryota; Fungi; Basidiomycota; Ustilaginomycetes; Ustilaginales; Ustilaginaceae
Exons: 4
Coding region: 1-522 (173 amino acids)
Source: RefSeq, a predicted model, not a curated record